GUAAAUAUGAGAGGAUAAAGGGAGGAAAAAGACAAUAAAAGUCAAAAUGGGUGUGAGCUUAUGCUUCACCACUUCCGCCACUUACACUCUUCCUUCAUUCUCCUCCUCCUACAACAGAUCACCAUCGCUUUCCCAAACCCUGUUUUUCCCGUUUUGCCCCAAGCCCCUCUUCUCCCUCAACCUCAUGUCCAAGUCCAAGUGUGGCAACGUUGAUGACCACACGCUCACGUCAUCACUCUUCGAUUACCAUCGCUUCGAUCAUCAACUGCUCCAAUCCAUCGCUUACGAUUCUCUUGUUUGGGCCUCACUUCACGGCCUCCUCGUUGGCCACAAAUCCAUCCAGAAUUCCGGAACUGUCCCUGGUGUUGGCUUGGUUCAUGCGCCCUUUGCAUUGUUGCCGAAUCCAUUCCCUGAGAUUCAUUGGAAGCAAGCGUGUCACUUAGCCCCUUUGUUCAAUGAACUUGUUGAUCGAGUUAGUUUGGACGGAAAAUUUCUCCAAGAAUCUCUCUCCAGAACUAAGAAGGUUGAUGAAUUUACCUCCAGACUUUUAGAUAUUCAUUCCAAGAUGCUAGAGAUUAACAAGAAAGAGGAUAUACGAUUGGGAUUACAUCGUUCAGACUAUAUGCUUGAUGAACAGACUAACUCACUUCUACAAAUAGAGCUCAACACUAUUUCCUCUUCUUUUGCUGGUCUUAGCAGCCUUGUGUCCAAACUUCAUAGGAACACACUAAGUCACUAUGGAAAAUUGCUUGGACUAGAUUCUGAAAGGGUUCCUGCCAAUAAUUCUGUCAACCUGUUUGUAGAGGCAUUAGCUAAAGCUUGGAGUGAGUAUAAUAACCCCAGGGCUGUGAUUAUGUUUAUAGUUCAGGCUGUGGAACGAAACAUGUAUGACCAACAUUUUCUCUCUGUAUAUCUAAGAGAAAGGCAUCACAUUACAACCAUACGAAAAACAUUGGCAGAAGUUGAUCAAGAAGGAGAACUACUACCGGAUGGAACACUUGCUGUGGGUGGACAAGCAAUUGCUGUCAUUUACUUCAGGGCUGGCUAUACACCAGCUGACUUUCCUUCAGAAUCAUUUUCUCUGGUUGAUUUAUCUUUCCUAAGUGUCUGGAUUAAAUCUAUAAGCAGGUUCCUUGAAAACAAAGAUGAUAUUGCCAAACUGCGUGAAUGCUUUGCGGGAUUGUGGAGUUUGGAUGACUCAGAUAUUGCAAGAAAAGCAAUUGAAAGGCCAGAACUAUAUGUGAUGAAGCCCCAAAGAGAAGGAGGAGGAAACAACAUUUAUGGUGAUGCUGUGAGGGAAACCCUCCAAAAAUUACAGAAAGCAGGUUCUCAAGAAGAUGCAGCUUACAUUCUUAUGCAGAGAAUAUUUCCAACUACUAGUGCAGCAAUUUUGAUGCGUGAUGGUUGUUGGCAUAAGGAUCAUGCCAUUUCCGAACUCGGGAUAUAUGGUACUUAUUUAAGGAAUAAGGAUAAGGUCAUCAUGAACAACCAAAGUGGGUAUUUGAUGCGUACAAAAGUAUCGUCAUCGGAUGAAGGUGGAGUUGCAGCUGGUUUUGCAGUAUUAGAUAGUGUAUACCUCACUUGAAGUGGUAAGCCUGUGAAGUUUUCAGGGUAACCUUAAAGUAAAAACAUUAUAUUCUUGAUGGAUUGGUUGGUAACAUAUAAUGAAUCUUUGGUCAUAAUUUUAUUUCCCUUACUCCUUAACAAGUUAAGGAAAAGAGGAGGCCUAGUUUGUUGUACUGAAAGCCGAAAGGCCUCUUGCUUAAUUCCAUGUUUCUGACCAGUAAAGAUUGAUUAACUGUUCAAACUGCUCUCUUUUGAUGGCAAUGACAUAAGAUGGUAAGCAUCCACUUGGCCCGUGAA
This is a messenger RNA of Arachis duranensis, 1863 nucleotides long. RefSeq names its product glutathione synthetase, chloroplastic. Gene Ontology annotation, biological process: glutathione biosynthetic process. NCBI's taxonomy places the organism in Eukaryota, Viridiplantae, Streptophyta, Magnoliopsida, Fabales, Fabaceae. The transcript has 11 exons. Gene Ontology annotation, molecular function: glutathione synthase activity; ATP binding; glutathione binding. Gene Ontology annotation, cellular component: cytosol. The coding region runs from base 47 to 1585 and encodes 512 amino acids. The record is from RefSeq and is a predicted model, not a curated record.